CUAAAGCGUGUAUGGCCGCCUUAUGCCAAACUGCUAAUGAAAUACAGCCUGCGGUGAAACUACAGGGCUUCAGUGAAACAAAGACAGACCUUUAUAACCGUGUGCUCCACUACCUUGUCUGGAGAAACACGGUAAAACAUGUUCCCGUGUGACUUUGCGUGGGGAGCGGGAACUGCAGCGUAUCAAAUAGAAGGUGGCUGGCAGGCGGAUGGCAAGGGACCAAGUAUCUGGGACACAUUUUGUCAUGAGAAAGGCAGAGUGUUUGGGGAGCAGAAUGGAGAUGUGGCCUGUAACAGCUAUGAGCUGUGGGAAAAAGACCUGAAGUGUAUCCUGCAGCUUGGACUGACGCAUUAUCGCCUGUCUCUCUCUUGGGCCCGUCUCCUGCCUGAUGGGACCACACGGCAUGUCAAUCACAAAGGUGUGGACUACUACAACAAAGUAAUUGACGAUUUGCUGGCCUGUAACGUAACACCAAUGGUCACCAUUUACCACUUUGACCUGCCUCAAGCUCUCCAAGAUCAGGGUGGUUGGAAAUCACAGAGUAUAGCGACCCUCUUUGACAGCUACGCUCAGUUUUGCUUCCAGACAUUUGGCGAUCGUGUCAAACUUUGGAUCACUAUCAAUGAGCCAUAUGUGUGUGCCAAACUGGGCCAUGAAGACGGUAUCCAUGCCCCUGGGUUAAAAGAACCAGGGAUCACUGCCUACCUGGUGGGCCACAACAUGUUGCGUGCCCAUGCCAUGGCUUGGCAUAGCUACGACUCCUCCUACAGGGCAAAGCAGAAGGGUUUGGUAUCUUUGGCCAUCAACAGCGACUGGUUGGAGCCGUUACAACCAGACUGCACAGAUGACAUCGUUGCAACUGAACGCGACUUUGCUUUUACACUCGGUUGGUUUGCCUGGCCUGUAUUUCUAACAGGAGACUAUCCAGAAAUAAUGAGAUCUGCCAUUGAUGCCAACAGUAGAAGAGUGGGGUACACUGGUGCUUCAAGACUGCCCAGUUUCUCAAAGGAUGAGCCUGUUAUUUUGGGCACAGCUGACUUCUUUGCGCUCAACUAUUACACAUCACGUAAAGUCAAAGCAGGAGCUGGAUUUGGACAGACACUGUGUAUGAAGAGCGACCGGGAUAUAGAAGAAGUUCUGGAUCCUUCCUGGCCUAUUUGUGGGGUGCCUUGGCUGGCUGUAGUGCCCCAUGGCUUAAGGAGACUUCUCAAGUACAUUAAGAAUCAAACUGAAUUGACCAACAAGAAGACAAAUCACCUUCAGCCAAAUGAGGAAAACACUCUGACAUUUGUUUAGUGUCUUGCUAUCGAUUUUGUAUGCAGUAAUCUCCUUUUAACACCUCCAGAAACACAUUGAUGCUUCAUUAGUGCUGUCACAUUGAAUGAAACAGUUACUUUGCUGAAAAGUGUUUGCAAACGAGCAAUUUCCUGCUGUUGUGACUUGUCACAGACCAUUAGUUUGAGCUUGGCACCGUUGAAAUGCAGCUAAAUGGCACACGGUAGACCAAUCUUUCUCUGCCCAGAAUAUGUGACAGCUGAGAUGCCUUGUUUGAUGGUAAUAUUUGCCCUGUGACUUUCCAGGACACUUUCAACAACCCGGUAGUCUACAUUACAGAGAAUGGUUUCUCUCAGGUGGGGCCGCUGCAGAUGGAGGAUGUCCAGCGCUUCGAGUUUUACAAGGACACUAUCAUGGAAGUGG
Sphaeramia orbicularis (orbiculate cardinalfish) is the source of this 1698-nucleotide messenger RNA. RefSeq names its product glucosidase, beta, acid 3 (gene gba3). The transcript has 4 exons. Gene Ontology annotation, biological process: carbohydrate metabolic process; glycosylceramide catabolic process. Gene Ontology annotation, molecular function: glycosylceramidase activity; beta-galactosidase activity. Gene Ontology annotation, cellular component: cytosol. Lineage: Eukaryota; Metazoa; Chordata; Actinopteri; Kurtiformes; Apogonidae. Bases 139 to 1296 code for a protein of 385 amino acids. The record is from RefSeq and is a predicted model, not a curated record.